UUGCGUAUUCCAUGCGAAGAGUGUAAAUCUGUUUGCUUACUGCGCCGCCACGACGCAGUCCACAUAUAACGCUAUAUCGUCCAGCCCAAUGGGACGGCCUCCUUUGCCGAAGAGGUUCCACAGAGUUGGGAAAACUAAUUGAAAAAUGUGCGGUCGUACAUCGUACGUCGUGCAACCCUUUAGCCAUUGCGACUCAAUGUGCCUGACGUACCAAGCAGGCGGUGUUGGCAUAUCCGACCCUUCGGGCACUGUGUAUCGCGCGACGGGGCAGGUUAAUUCUGGCUCAGUCAAAGCUCCGCGACCCCUUCGCGCGGUAUACUACCUGCAUAGGUAUAUACUACCUGUAUAUAUACCUGUAUAUACUACAUUAUCUCCUGCUCCUUCAGCCAGAUAUGGCUGCCGGAGAAAAGCCCGAGUUCUGCAGACGUGCAUAUGUAACUCUUCCUUCUUGCACAUAAUAUACACCUACCGUGGUAUAUAUUUAUAUAUAAUAUACGCCCGGGUUUUAUAUGCGUCAGCCUUGCCGCCGCCGCUGACUAUAGGAUCGACCGCCGGCACGGCGGAAGCUGGUCAGGAUUGUUACAGCUCAGAUUGCCGAGCCCACCUUGUUUCGCCUUACUACAUGUAGGUCUGUAUAGGUAGACCGGACAUUUAGACGCACAUACAUGCGUACCUAGGUAUACGUACGUAGCGGGGAAAUGUACACGCGACUGGUCAGUCAGAUCAUCCAGGCCGAUCCUGGUCCGGGUCAUGGCCACGAUUUGUCGGGAUGCGACUUUUCGUGCGUGGACGACUCCGUAGCUCAAGUAGGACUAGAGAGAGCAGAGCAGAGUAUGUACAUAGAGCAGAGGCCAGGACUCUGGCGGUUGUGCCAAGGCGCGAAAGCUCCCCUUGCAGACGGAUCAGUUCCCGUGUAAGUCUAGACUAGGGCCAGCAGGGCAGUCUAGCACGGGGGGCU
Molecule: messenger RNA, 958 nt
Organism: Daldinia decipiens
Lineage: Eukaryota; Fungi; Ascomycota; Sordariomycetes; Xylariales; Hypoxylaceae
Exons: 1
Coding region: 146-628 (160 amino acids)
Source: RefSeq, a predicted model, not a curated record